AGAAGCAGCCAUGAAGUUGUUUUGGUUCCUUGUGUUUGGUGCUACCAUGUUCCACUGUGGUGUAUGUGACAACACUGGGAAUGACGACCAACUCUUCUAUGUGGACAUUGAGGCACCUGGAGCUGACCAGGACAUCGGGGUCACCAUGGCGACUAUAAACAAUACCUUGUAUAGUGCAGAGGGCAUCACAGUUGAACAAGCUUUCAAAGUCGUUGGCGAACCACGGGUUAUAACCAUUCUCAAAUUCCAAGCUCUCUGCGACUGGCGACCGUUGGAAGUUGUCCUGUUAGCUGCCAGUCUCACGAUGAAUGUGAAGUCCCUAUAUGGCGAGAUGAAUCUGGCAGCCGAUCUGAACAUCAACAAAGACCUUCUUGCACGGGCUCCAGAGCCAGAUAUUAUUCGUGGGGAAUUCUUGUAUCUCGUGGAUGUCCGAAUCACCAUGCGAGGACAAACUACUUCCUUGUACAAAGAGGAAGUGCAGAACCUCAUUGAAUACUGUUUAAAACGUCGAGCUAUUGGCAUACGUUAUGUCAACUACAACGUACUGGGAGAAUUUCCAACCCAGAUGCUGUAUUUUGUUGUACACCGUCCGAAAGACAGUGAGAUGGCCAGGUGGCGAUACAAAGACGAGAUGACUGAGAUGACGAUCUCCCUGAGCCGGAUUGAACGUCUGGAUGACUACCUCAGUGACAGUUACUGCAACUAAAAUAGGCUCGUUUAACCUUUGACUGAAUAAAGUUACGUGUCCUCCACCUU
Haliotis rubra (blacklip abalone) is the source of this 756-nucleotide messenger RNA. RefSeq lists its product as uncharacterized. Lineage: Eukaryota; Metazoa; Mollusca; Gastropoda; Lepetellida; Haliotidae. The coding region runs from base 11 to 706 and encodes 231 amino acids. The transcript is spliced from 5 exons. The record is from RefSeq and is a predicted model, not a curated record.